Candidozyma haemuli is the source of this 1398-nucleotide messenger RNA. RefSeq names its product 1,3-beta-glucanosyltransferase (gene PHR3). NCBI's taxonomy places the organism in Eukaryota, Fungi, Ascomycota, Pichiomycetes, Serinales, Metschnikowiaceae. The transcript is spliced from 3 exons. Gene Ontology annotation, biological process: fungal-type cell wall (1->3)-beta-D-glucan biosynthetic process. Gene Ontology annotation, molecular function: 1,3-beta-glucanosyltransferase activity. Bases 1 to 1398 code for a protein of 465 amino acids. Gene Ontology annotation, cellular component: cytoplasm; fungal-type cell wall. The record is from RefSeq and is a predicted model, not a curated record.
AUGGCCGCCUUCUGGCUCGUGGCGCCUGUUUUCUCCAUAAUAAACCCUAUUGAGGUCCACGGCCGCUACUUCAUUGAUUCAAUCACUCAGCAACCCUUCUUCAUCAAAGGAGUUGAUUACCAGCCUGGCGGUUCUUCAGCUACAGACCAAAAUUGGGAUCCACUAUCAGAUCCAAACACAUGUGCUCGAGAUAUUGCUCUUUUCCAGCAACUUGGCAUCAACACCAUUCGUAUCUACUCUGUUGAUCCUGACCUUAACCAUGAUGUGUGUAUGACGCUUCUUGCUCUGGCGGGAAUAUACCUUGUUCUUGACGUCAACUCGCCCCAGCCGGCUCGUCACCUUAACCGGUACGAGCCGUGGUCUACGUAUAACGCUGACUACUUGAAGAAUGUGUUUAAGGUGGUAGACCAGUUUGGCGGGUAUAACAACACCUUGGGUUUCUUUGCAGGUAACGAAAUCGUCAACGAUAAGGUAUCAGCGAAGAACUCACCAAGGUUCGUCAAGGCUAUGGUUCGUGAUAUCAAGCAGUAUAUUGAUGCCAACUUGGACCGUAAGAUCCCCGUGGGCUAUUCAGCAGCAGACGACUUGGACUACAGAAUCUCCAUGUCACAGUACUUGGAAUGUGUGGAUGAGUCUCCGUACGAUUCGGCUGACUUCUACGGGGUCAACUCGUACCAGUGGUGUGGCGACCAGACCUUCUAUUCCAGUCGCUACGAUGUAUUGGUUGAUGAUUAUUCAGAUUAUACUCGGCCUGUGUUCCUUUCUGAAUAUGGAUGCAACGAGGUGACGCCACGUAUGUUUUCUGAAGUUCAGGCUAUUUAUUCUGACGAUAUGGUGGGAGUGUUUAGUGGAGGUCUCGUGUAUGAGUUCACCCAGGAACCAAACAACUAUGGGCUUGUGGAGGUGUUGGAAAAUGGCGAUGUCCAGCUUUUAGAUGACUUCUUUUCCCUCAAAUACCAGCUUGAUCACCUUCCCGAGCCAAGUUACAGCGUCAUGACUCGGUAUCUUUAUGCCAAUGAGGUGCAAUUGAGAUCUAGCAAGAAGAAGCAACAACUGAUUCAACCUGCUUGUAAAGGUGAAUUCGUCAACCUUGCAGUUGAAGAAGGCCUUCCUUUCUGUCCUGGUGAGAAACUCAUUGACGACGGAGUACCUGUGGAAAAGGGGAAAUUCAUCAAACUCAGAAACUCCCAGUUGCAAUCUUCUCAUAGGGUUUUUGGCACUUCAGGGAAGAUGUACUUGGAAACGCCAACUGUAGAAGUUUUGGAAGACACCUCAUCUGGUCCUCAAACAGGUGGUGGACGAAGAUCCAAGCAGUAUCCCAACGGCGGUAUGUAUUUCAGACUUUUUCCGGGAACCUCAAGCGGUCGACACAGUCUUGUUUGGGGUCACAUAACAUGA